GCCUGCCGUGCGCGGCUGGUGCUGCGCGUGUGCCCGGCCUCCCGGUCGUCAUGGAGGAGGUCUCGGCGGAGCUGGACGAUGAGGAACAGCUGCUGCGAUGGCAUCGCAAGGAGAAGAAGGAGCUGCAAGCCAAGAUUCAGGGAAUGAAGAACGCUGUUCCCAAAAACGACAAAAAGAGGCGCAAGCAGCUCGUUGAAGAUGUAGCUAAGUUGGAGAGAGAAAUGGAGCAGAGACAAAGGGAAGAGCUGGAGCAGUUGAAAUUGGCUUUCGCGGAGAGUAAGAUAGAUUCUGUCGCUGUUAACAUUUCAGACUUGGUACUUGAGAACCAGCCACCUCGGAUUUCCAAAGCACAAAAGAGACGGGAGAAAAAGGCUGCACUGGAAAAGGAGCGGGAGGAAAGGAUAGCUGAGGCUGAAAUUGAGAACCUAGCUGGAGCUAGGCAUGUAGAGAGUGAAAAACUCGCUCAGAUACUGGCCGCCAGAGAAUUGGAAAUCAAGUAUAUUCCAUCUGACGGCCAUUGCAUGUACGGAGCACUGGAGGAUCAGCUGAGAGAGCAGGACUGUGCCCUAACUGUGGCUGCCCUCCGGAAGCGCACUGCUGAGUACAUGCAGAGCCAUUCAGAAGACUUCCUGCCCUUCUUAACAAACCCCAAUACCGGGAACGUGUAUACUCCAGAGGAAUUUGGAAAGUACUGUGAUGACAUUGUGAACACAGCAGCGUGGGGAGGUCAGCUUGAGUUAAGAGCUCUGUCUCACAUUCUACAAACACCAAUCAAGGUACUACAAGCAGACGCUCCUCCUAUUGUAGUUGGUGAAGAAUAUUCGAGGAAUCCUUUAGUACUAGUAUACAUGAGACAUGCAUAUGGCUUAGGAGAACAUUAUAAUUCUGUCACACGGGUGGUGAAUUCGGCUACUGAAAAUUGCAACUAGUUUACAAAAUGUAACACUAUGUUUUAUAGAGUGUGCCAAUCUGCAUAUUCCUAUCAAGUGCUAGAUUGUUGCAAUGCCUCUGAAAAACACAGCUACCUUAAGUCAGUUUUAUGAAUGAAUAAGCUUGCUAACAGGCUUUUUAGAAAUCCGUUGGAUUGACUUUAACCA
Chionomys nivalis (European snow vole) is the source of this 1097-nucleotide messenger RNA. Its product is annotated as deubiquitinase OTUD6B-like. Gene Ontology annotation, molecular function: cysteine-type deubiquitinase activity. Bases 51 to 929 code for a protein of 292 amino acids. The record is from RefSeq and is a predicted model, not a curated record. Gene Ontology annotation, biological process: protein deubiquitination. The transcript has a single exon. Lineage: Eukaryota; Metazoa; Chordata; Mammalia; Rodentia; Cricetidae.